AAUUUAUUGUUUAUUACAGAUCAAAAUGAAAAAAAGGAAGUCAAAAACGAAGAACAUCAGAUCGAUGGCGACCAGAACUAAAUACACACACGUCAGCUACCUCACUACGUUGCCAGAAGACAGCCCGUACUGUGCAACGUGCGACAUGCGCUUCUUAACCACCGAAGCGCUUCGGAAGCAUGUAUCCGUGUCUCCUUGCCACGGGCACCCGGCCGAGGAGCCGUUCAAGCCCGGCAAGCGAGCAAGACUUGACGAAAACGAUGCUGAAAGUACGAAGAAGAAAAGCGUCACGUGUGAGCAGCCAAAUAACAUUCACUACUGGGCAAAUGGCUCCUCCAAGAAAUUCCACCACGAUUGGUCCUGCGCUGCCCGCAUCCAGAUACUUCCCGCAACCUGA
Molecule: messenger RNA, 397 nt
Organism: Ostrinia furnacalis (Asian corn borer)
Lineage: Eukaryota; Metazoa; Arthropoda; Insecta; Lepidoptera; Crambidae
Exons: 3
Coding region: 26-397 (123 amino acids)
Source: RefSeq, a predicted model, not a curated record